Messenger RNA from Impatiens glandulifera, 1153 nucleotides. RefSeq names its product probable trehalose-phosphate phosphatase E. The record is from RefSeq and is a predicted model, not a curated record. NCBI's taxonomy places the organism in Eukaryota, Viridiplantae, Streptophyta, Magnoliopsida, Ericales, Balsaminaceae. Gene Ontology annotation, molecular function: trehalose-phosphatase activity. The transcript is spliced from 8 exons. Gene Ontology annotation, biological process: trehalose biosynthetic process. Bases 183 to 1145 code for a protein of 320 amino acids.
CUCUCCUGAUUACUUAUUGCAGCUCUCUCACACUCGGGGGUCUUUCUCACCCUCGGUCUCUCCAUUUCUCUAACUCUAGGGCUCGAUCUCGACUCUCGGGCGCGCUCUCGGAUCUCAACAUCUUUCUUACUUUCGGGAUUCAGCAAACACACAUUUUUGUUAAUAAUCGAUGAAGAAGUUUAAUGAAUACGCCACGAUCUCUGAGAGUCCAGUUGUUAAGGAGGAGUCACAAGAUGGAGUUUUGGCUGAAUAAGCACCCUUCAGCGCUAGAGUAUUUUCCUGAUAUCUUGAGGUCGUCAAAAGGGAAACGAUUUGUUAUAUUUCUUGAUUACGACAGAACACUUUCACCUAUUGUAAAUGACCCUGACCGGGCAUUCAUGUCCGAGGAAAUGCGUUUGGCUGUGAGAGAAGUUGCUAAACGGUUCCCAACUGCCAUUAUUAGUGGGAGGAGUCGACAUAAAGUGUCUAACUUUGUUAAGAUAGAUAGCAUAUAUUAUGCGGGAAGUCAUGGCAUGGACAUUAUAGGUCCACCCAUGAGUAAUAAUUCUUACAAUGAAAAAUAUAUAUCGGAUAUAGCUGAUGAUAAGGGAAAUCAAUAUAUAAUUUUUCGACCAGCAGAAGAAUUUCUUCCGGACAUUAAAGCUAUAAAAGCUGAAAUGGAGGAGGGGAUCAGUGAUAUCCCCGGUUCAUUGAUAGAAGACAAUAGAUAUUGUCUUUCUAUCCACUAUCGACACGUGCAGGAACAGGACCUUAGCACUCUACAAGAAAGAGUGCAACUAAUAUUAAAAAAUUGGCCAAAGUUUCAGAAGACGGAGGGAAAAAAAGUAACCGAGAUUAGGCCCUCCAUAAAGUGGGAUAAGGGCGACGCCCUUAAAUACUUAUUGGAGACUUUUAAGGUCAUCUCCAACUCCGACGAAGAACUUGUCCCAAUAUACAUCGGAGAUGACCGAACCGAUGAAGAUGCUUUCAAGGUUUUAAUAAGCAUGAACUGUGGGUUUCCCAUAGUAGUUACUUCAAAGGCUAAGGAGACCCUCGCUUUGUACUCCCUUAGAGAUCCUCAAGAAGUAUUUCAUUUUCUUUCUAGACUAGCUACAUGUAAUAACAGAGAUUUACCAAGUUCUUCGGUAGACUCCACUACGGGUUAGUGUAGGUA